Molecule: messenger RNA, 342 nt
Organism: Mycotypha africana
Lineage: Eukaryota; Fungi; Mucoromycota; Mucoromycetes; Mucorales; Mycotyphaceae
Product: S-adenosyl-L-methionine-dependent methyltransferase
Exons: 1
Molecular function (GO): methyltransferase activity
Source: RefSeq, a predicted model, not a curated record
GUAUUGGAUAUUGCUUGUGGCAAUGGCAUUUGGAUAAUGGAAAUGGCUACAGAUUUCCCAGACAGUCAAUUUUUCGGUAUUGAUAUCAAUACAAACUACCCAAAAACAAUUAAACCGCCAAACACCAACUUUCUACAAUGGGACAUACUCAAUUCAAAAGGUGUUCCCUUCCCGAAUGAAUAUUUUGAUUACAUCUUUAUGCGACAGGUAUAUACAUGCUUUUCUGCAGAGGAUUGGAAAACCGUGAUGAUGGAAGUAAAGCGAUUGUUGAAACCAGGCGGUUACGUCGAGUUUCGUGAUCUCGAUCCGAUAAUACACAAUCAGGGGCCUUUCACCUCCGAA